AGGAAACAGUAGUGAUGCGAAGGGGACUAGGGUGGGCCUGCCUCGGGGAGACACCACCAUUUCACCACCCAAGGUCGCCCCGGCUCGACGGCUCCCUCGGCAGGACUCCAGCUCUCCAGGGCCCAGAGCUCCAUGGCCAGGCACCAACUCCUCCUGGGCCUUCUCCUGCUGCUGCCCCCACUGGUCCCUGCCCCCUGCUACACGGCCACCCACUCGGAGUGCAAGCGGAAGCUCAGCUUCGUGCCCGGAGCGUGGCUGGCUGGGGAAGGUGUGGACGUGAGCAGCCUCCGCCGCUCAGGCGCCUUCCCAGUGGACACGCACAGGUUCCUUCGGCCUGAUGGCACCUGCACGCUCUGCAAAAACGCCCUGCAAGAGGGCGCCCCGCAGCGCUUGCCCCUGGCGCUCACCCACUGGAGGGCCCAGGGCUCCGGCUGCCAGCGGCAUGUGACCACCGCCAAGGCCAGCUCCGCCGAGGCUGUGGCCCGGGAAGCCGCUGCCAACAUCAAGAACGACUGGAAGGCAGGACUGGACGUGAACCCGCAGCCCAGCAACAACGUGCAGGUCUCGGUGGCCGGAUCACACUCCGGAGCGGCGGACUUCGCCGCCCAGAAGACCCACCAGGACCAGUACAGCUUCAAUAGCGACUUGGUGGAGUGUCGCCUGUACAGUUUUCACCUGGUGCACUCGCCCCCACUGCACCCCGACUUCAGAAAAGCGCUCAAGAACCUGCCCCCUCACUUCAAUACUUCCACGCAGCCUGCCUACCAGCAGCUCAUCUCCUCCUACGGCACCCACUUCAUCAAGUCCGUGGAGCUGGGGGGCCGCAUCUUGGCCCUCACGGCCCUGCGCACGUGCGAGCUGGCCCUGGAAGGGCUCACGGCCGACGAGGUGGCCGACUGCCUGGCCGUGGAAGCCCAGGUCAGCAUCAGCGGCCGCGCCGACUCCUCAAGCCAGUUCAAGGCCUGCGAGGAGAAGAAAAAGAAGCACAAAGUCACCACCUCCUUUCACCAGGCGUACCGGGAGCGCCACACCGAAGCGGUCGGUGGCCACCACGCCUCCACGUACGACCUGCUGUUCGGGGCUCAGGCGGGGCCGGAGAAGUUCUCCGACUGGGUGUCGGCGCUGGCCGGCAGCCCCGGCCUGGUGGACUACACGCUGGAGCCCCUGCACGUGCUGGUGGAAAGCGGGGACCCUCGGCGGGAGGCGCUUAGGGGGGCCGUGAGCCAGUAUCUGACGGGCAGGGCCCGCUGGAAGGACUGCAGCAAGCCCUGCCAACCAGGCCAGUGGAAGAGCCCCCGUGACCCAUGCCAGUGCGUGUGCGAUGGCUCCACGGUCACCACCCAGGACUGCUGUCCUCGCCAGAGGGGCCUGGCCCACCUGGAGGUGACCAUCGUCCAGGCGUGGAAUCUCUGGGGAGACGUGAGCACAGCGACGGACGCCUACGUGAAGGUCUUCUUCGGUAGCCGGGAGUUGAGGACCGGCACGGUGUGGAACAAUAAUAACCCCAGGUGGGCGACCAAGCUGGACUUCGGGAACGUGCUACUGGCCACGGGGGGACCCUUGAGGGUGCAGAUCUGGGAUGUGGAUAAUGGCUGGGACGAUGAUCUGCUUGGCUCUUGUGACCUUGCUCCAAAAUCUGGCUCCCACGAGGAGCAGUGCAACCUGAGCCACGGCCGUCUGAAGUUCCUCUACCACGCCAGGUGCUUGCCCCACCUCCGCGGGGGAACCUGCCUGGACUAUGCCCCCCAGGGGCUUCUGGGAGAACCGCCAGGAAACCGCAGUGGGGCCGUGUGGUGAGGGAACGGUGAGCUCCCAGCGCGGUGGCUGCAGGAGGCUCUCCCAGUGGGAGCCCUUCACAGUCCCAUCAGAUAGACGGAGACCGACGCUUGGACCUCUCAUUAAGGCAGCCGGGCUCAUAAGCCACCGUGAGUGUCCCUGUCCACACUACCUAGGCCCAUCGAUGUCCCCAAACUUACUUGAGAGUCUCUGCUGCACAGGCCAGAGCUAACUGGCCAGCAGCCUGUCAGAAGGCCAAGAAGUUGUCCCUACUGGGAUUCUAACACCCUCCCGCUCUGGCGAGGGAAGUGCAUCUGUUAGCCGAACUGCAUCCCUCGCUGCUCUUCUGUUUUCUUCGUGUCCCCUAUGUUGCCUCCGAUAACUCAAGGCCUGUGUCAUCAUGUGCUUG
Jaculus jaculus (lesser Egyptian jerboa) is the source of this 2185-nucleotide messenger RNA. RefSeq names its product perforin 1 (gene Prf1). Gene Ontology annotation, biological process: leukocyte mediated cytotoxicity. The record is from RefSeq and is a predicted model, not a curated record. The transcript is spliced from 3 exons. NCBI's taxonomy places the organism in Eukaryota, Metazoa, Chordata, Mammalia, Rodentia, Dipodidae. Bases 133 to 1797 code for a protein of 554 amino acids. Gene Ontology annotation, molecular function: calcium ion binding; pore-forming activity.